Molecule: messenger RNA, 1442 nt
Organism: Gossypium raimondii (Peruvian cotton)
Lineage: Eukaryota; Viridiplantae; Streptophyta; Magnoliopsida; Malvales; Malvaceae
Exons: 3
Coding region: 229-1083 (284 amino acids)
Source: RefSeq, a predicted model, not a curated record
AUGAGUCUUCCAUUACAAGGAAGAACAAGAAGCCGCAAACAUUUUUAUUAUUAUUAUCUAAUUUGUAUAAGAUAAAAAAAAUACCAGAUUUGCCGUAGAAAUCUAAGAAGUGAUCGGAAUCUGUUGAUUUUACUCUUGGAUGUUGUCGAUGGCGGGGCUAAGAUGGGCUAAGGGUUCUGGAGAUUUUAGAAACGAUUUAUAGCAGAUAAUAAGGAAGAAGAAGAAUAAAUGGUUGAAGUUGCUGGUGGUGAGGGAACUCGACGGCGAUUGCCGCCAUGGAUGCAAGGUAAAGCAAGUACACCUAGCGGCGACCGGGAUAAGAGUGAUAAAGUCCAAGAGGUUGGAGAUGAAUUUAUCUCUGGAAAUUUUAAGCCCAGAAAACAGUCUAAAAAAGCUUCCGAGCCUAUUGAAAAAGGUGAAACCAAGAGGAGGAAAAGGAAAAUUUGUCAACAAGACGCACCAUGUGAUAGUGAAAAUGCUUCCCCGGUGAAAAUGAGUAUUGGUCUUCGGGAAAAACAAGUUCAGGAACCUUCUCAUCGGCAAAGAAACAAAACAAAAGUUAGAUUGAGAAGCGGAAAAGAUAGUAAAACCCCAUCUCCGAUUGAGGAUGAUGAGGAAGAACUGAGUCCAGAAGAUUUGUUGAGCAUCGCUAAAGAGUAUGUCAAAGCUGAUAAAGACAUAGGGCUGCAAGAGCUAUCAACUGGGGAUUGUGAAUUUGGAAAGCAAUUAUCAACUAUAGCCUCUCCCAAAGCCAAGUCAGAAAGUUCUCUUAUUGCCAUUGAUGGUAACCGAAAAUCGCCUGUUGAUGAAACAACUUAUGAUUUAACUGAAAGUCCGAAAGGUGACAAACAUUUGAUCAAGACCAGCAGAACAGGAGAUCCUGCUCACGACAUGCUGGAUCUGUUUUUAGGUCCUUUAUUAAAGAAACCUGUGGAUGAAAAGAGGACUGAAUUCGUAAGGAGGGAUCUGACAUUUUCCAAGGAAUUAGGAAAGGGAAGUCAGAAUGAUGUUAAAGAAGAAACAGUCCCUUUGACAAAGAAGAAGUGCACACUCAGGGAUAAGGUAGCAAUGCUACUCGAUUAAUAGGAAAUCAAGGCCUGCAAACAAUCAUCAUAUGGUGAAAUGAACAUGAAAUUCAAGGCUAAUCCUGAUCUUUUUUAUUUGUAAAGUAGAUGUUUGCAGUGGCGACAGUCUGUAAAAUGUACCUCUUCAUAUUGGCUUAUCAUGCUCUCGAAGUGCAUAGUUUACCUGCAACUUGGUAUUCUGAGUUUUUCUUUUCUUUUCUUUUAGCUGAUGUACCGAAGUGAUUAUGUAUAAAUUUUCUUUUAGAACCAGCCAUUUUCAGGUUUCAGUAUGCAAGAUCUGGUCAUUCAUGUUACUAAAUCCUGUUUCAAUUGUAAAGAUUCAAUGAAAAUGAUUUUUAAUUCUCAGUAUGCAAAGAA